UUUAUGGCAGAGUAGGUCUGCCUUUCACGGAAGACCGCUUUGCAAAGCGGGCCUAAACAAUACGAUCGGAGAUAUCGCAACUUAGCGAUUUGUUGUCGUUGAAGUUUUGUUACGCAGGUGUUUCCCCACACGCACUUCAGCUAGGCACAGUCAUAAACCUAGUUUAUUUUAUUUUGUGUAAUAAAAGUAAACAUUGGAAACACCGACGUAAUUUUUUCGCAGUGUUUUAUUAUUUUGCUCAAGCAGUUUGAUAAAAAUACCACUUUUAUCGCUAAAACAUUUAUUAAAAACAGAAAAAACUGAAGUCUUUCUAUUGAAAAUUAAAUUAAGUGCCUAGGAAUGCAGACGAUAAGUAUCGAUGUUUUGCUUCUGCUCGUGAGCGCUGUCGGUACCCGGAACUGGCCGACACCGCGCGUGCGGGACGGGCAAGACGAUGUCCUCAACGAAUUCCCCUACGUGGUCAGUCUACAGUCAGCGUACUUUGGACGCAACGACGAAGACCAGGAACAAUACAUAUCCACGUUGUUGCGAGGAUGCACGGGAACCCUCAUAGGUCCCAACUGGGUCCUCACCGCAGCACACUGUCUUGACCCAUACCUGUCCUUCGUACGAUUCGGCAACAUGACUAUCCCACCGAGUGCCACGUCUCUAAGGAAAAUCUUGAAGAUGAUAUCCCAUCCAAGUUUCAAGCAAGUUGAGAAUUUUCCAGAUUAUUCCUGUCAAAAUGAUAUUGCUUUGAUAUUGAUCGAGAGUUUGCAUAUGCCGUCGGUGGGGAUAUUAUCGGCAGUGGACUACAAAACGUUGGUUGGUCGCAAAGUGAGAUACGCUGGCUUUGGUGCAACAGUUUCUUCUUCAGAUUAUGAUAAUCGGUUGGACGAUGAGUUUAGGCCGUUGCAGUUAGGUGAAGGGGUGGUGGUUUCGUGUGGUCACAACUUGUUGGAGUGGAGGCCAGCUGUGUGCGUGGCGCCCAAAUGUUCGAACGCGCGGCACGACACGAUGCCUGGCGACUCCGGUGGCCCAUUGUUUCACGACGAAAAGAUUGUGGCAGUAGUCAGUGGAGGGGAAAGCGAACCAGAAGGCAUCUAUACUCCGGUCAGCCCUUAUUUAACUUGGAUUAAAACAGUUAUGACAGAAAAUAGAUCUUAACUCGCUAAAUAAAUCUAAAUUGCAGUUACAUUUCUCUCGUUUUAUUAUACCUACCUUACCUAUCAAUUGAUUUCUAUUUGAAUCGGGACAUAGUUACGGAACAACUCGUGAGUUGGAAUUUACAACAUUGAGAAUUCAGUUUCCUUUGAUAUUAUACCCAUUCGUAAAUGUUAAGGUAAUAAAAAAAUUAUGGCUCAUACAAUUCACGACUAAAAUAACCACUACGGCACAAAAUGUCACUUGAACCAAUCAGCUUUUUGCUGUCUUCCUACUUGGUACCGAUGUUACGCAUUUGUUUUGUUACUUUGUAAUUUUUUAGCCAUCAUAGUAAUUUCCGAAAUCUUCUCCAUGCUCUUCCUUGUUUCAAUUCUUUACUUCUCUAAAACA
This is a messenger RNA of Ostrinia furnacalis (Asian corn borer), 1533 nucleotides long. RefSeq names its product renal glandular kallikrein-like. Lineage: Eukaryota; Metazoa; Arthropoda; Insecta; Lepidoptera; Crambidae. Gene Ontology annotation, molecular function: serine-type endopeptidase activity. The record is from RefSeq and is a predicted model, not a curated record. Gene Ontology annotation, biological process: proteolysis. The coding region runs from base 340 to 1146 and encodes 268 amino acids. The transcript has a single exon.